AUGGUUCGACCAAUACUUGACGUGGGAAAUAAAAGAAUAAAAUUUUCAAAAAAAUAUUGGAAGUAUGAUGGCCUUCAUGUAAUUUCAUUUACUAAGGCGGGUUUAAGAGGAGAAAAUCAAGAUGGAAUGUCUAUUGAAUUUGGAUUAGGUAAAAAACUGAAAGGAUAUUAUUUAUUUGGAGUGUAUGAUGGUCAUGGAGAAAAAGGCGAUCAGAUUUCUGCAGAUUGUGCUAAAUAUUUGCCAAAACAUAUUGCCAACCAUUUAUAUGAAUUAUUACCAACGGUUGAAAAUGAGGAAAUGAUUAAAAAUGCUAUAAAAAAAGGAUAUGAUGAUACUGAAAACUAUUUUAAAACACUCGACGUUAAAGGUAUAAGAGGAAAUAAAGUUCGAAUGUCCGGCACAACGGCAUUAACAGUUAUGAUGACGCCUAAAAAAAAUUUAUAUAUUGCAUUUGCUGGUGACUCUUCUGUAUUUAUUAUGUCAUCGAAUAAAUCAAAAAAAGUUAAUAUAGAGCAUAAUUGUCACAAUAAAAAUGAACUGCAGAGACUUAGAGCCCAAAGACCAAGGGGUUUCAUGUAUACUAUAAAAGCACGUUCUGUAAAAGAUGAUUUAUCUAAUGAAAUACAAUAUACUCGCUCUUUAAGCGAUUUUUAUAUCAAAAGUUUUUUUUCAGAAGGUCUAAUUGCUGAACCUGAGAUAAUUGAUGAUGUUUAUCCGGCAUCCAGCCUUGAUUUACUUGUGCUUGCUUCUGAUGGCAUCACGGAUCGUUUCAAAAUAUAUAAAAAACAUCCCACAGAGGUUUAUUUAAGUUUUCUAAAAAAGCACAAAGGAGAUCCGGACCGAUUUGUUAAAGCCUGUGACGGAAUGAUUGGAUUAUGUGAUACUAUAACUGAAAAGCGUAUUUGUGUAGAUGACAUGUCGAUUAUAAUUAUUAUAAUUUUGAAUGGAAAGUCGGAAGAUGAAUGGUAUCGUGCUGUUACGAAAAAUGCUGAGAACCUUGAAGAUUGGAUUAAUGUAAAUGAAGAAGAAGAUUUAUCAGAAAUUGAUGAUCAGGACAUUUACGACAAACACUCUAAUGAAGUUGAUGAUUUUUUAGUUUCAGUACCGCUAACAACAAUAUCAACUGGAUAUUAUGAUGAAGAUUCUGCAAUGAAUUUUACUAUUUCUGAUGAUGAUGAGUUCGAUUGA
This is a messenger RNA of Cetraspora pellucida, 1188 nucleotides long. The record is from the annotation of a GenBank genome assembly. Lineage: Eukaryota; Fungi; Glomeromycota; Glomeromycetes; Diversisporales; Gigasporaceae.